Notothenia coriiceps (black rockcod) is the source of this 3421-nucleotide messenger RNA. It is a transcript of the gene smg6, whose product is annotated as SMG6 nonsense mediated mRNA decay factor. Gene Ontology annotation, molecular function: telomeric repeat DNA binding; telomerase RNA binding; protein binding. The transcript is spliced from 11 exons. The coding region runs from base 83 to 1705 and encodes 540 amino acids. Gene Ontology annotation, cellular component: telomerase holoenzyme complex. Gene Ontology annotation, biological process: nuclear-transcribed mRNA catabolic process, nonsense-mediated decay. NCBI's taxonomy places the organism in Eukaryota, Metazoa, Chordata, Actinopteri, Perciformes, Nototheniidae. The record is from RefSeq and is a predicted model, not a curated record.
UUCUCUUUUUCUCCUCCAGCUAAAUAAGAGAGUCAUUCUGAGCUUCCUGCAUGCACAUGGAAAGCUCUUCACCAAAGUGGGAAUGGAGUCCUUCCCCGGAAUGGCCACCCGUGUUCUGCUGGAGUUUAAGACGCUGCUUCAGCACAGCCCUUCACUACUGGGCAGCACGCACAUGCUGCAGAUCAUCACCAUCAACAUGUUCACAAUACACAACGCCCACAGCCGAGCUGAAGACAAGGAGGUGCGGUCCGUUUUACAGGAGCAGAGCACCGCCCUGGGUCUGGGCAUGUUUGCUCUGCUGGUGCAGCGCUGCACCGAGCUGCUGAAGGAAACUCCUACAGAACCAGUCCCCAUGGCAAAUGGAGAGGAAGAGGGCAAAGGGGAGGAGCUUGAGGGUAUGGUGAGGGUCUCUGCCUUCUCAUUGGACCUCAGAGAGCUGCUGCCAAGUAUCAAGGUGUGGUCUGACUGGAUGUUGGGACAGCCAGACCAGUGGAACCCACCACCGUGCAGCAUAGACGGCAGCCCUGAUGUGUGGCAGGGCCUGGCUGACCUGUGUAACAUGCUAGCCCGUGUGGACCAUGAGGAGGUGCCGCUGUACAAAGCCGACACUGAAGAAGUUGAUGGCGAUGAGGAGCUGACCGUGCUGCAGUUGAAGGAGGACCGGCUGCUGGCUGGCUUCGUGCCGCUGCUCGCUGCACCACAGGAGCCUUGCUACACAGACAGACACACUGACGUGGCAAUAGCAGCAGAUUGUAAGAGAGUGACGGUGCUGAAGUACUUUCUGGAGGCUUUGUGUGGACAGGAAGAGCCUCUGUUGGCCUUCAAGGGAGGCGAAUACAUCUCUGUGGCAACUUCUCCUCCACUUAACCACUCCAAGAAUACAAAGGGCAGGCAGGACUCUCAGACAGAGAAAGAGGCUGAUGACGUCAUAAUUGAGGCAGAGUCGUCUCUCUCGGCAUCAGAGGGAGAGGAGGACGCCGAAGAUGUGGGAGACAGUGAGAAUGACAUCAGAGAACUGAAGGCGCGACGCCAUGUUCUCACCAACAAACUGGCACAGCAACAGAAGCGCAGGGAUAAAAUACAGGCGGUGCUGCAAACAGGCGGGCAGUUGGAGCUGGAAGUGAGGCCUCGGUUUUUGGUUCCAGAUACCAACGGAUUCAUUGAUCACUUAGGAGGCUUGAAGAGAGUCCUUCAGUGUGGAACAUACAUUAUAGUUGUGCCACUCAUCGUGAUUACAGAAUUAGAUGGCUUGGCUAAAGGCCAGGACAACUUUGCUGGAGGAAUGGGACCAGGAGGGCGCAUCACUGGUUGCCGUGGCAACUAUAAUGUCAAUACAGCCCAUGUGCGGGCCGUGCAGGAGAAGGCCCGGCUGGCGGUGGGUUUCCUAGAGAAAGGUUUCGAAGCCAGGGAGCCGUGUCUCAGAGCUCUGACCAGCAGAGGGAACCAGCUCGAGUCUAUCUCCUUCCGCAGUGAAGACACCUCUGGACAGCAGGGUACCAAUGACGAUGUGAUUCUGUCCUGCUGCCUCAACUACUGCAAAGACAAGGCCAAAGAUUUCAUGCCUGAUCAGAGAAACGGGACAGUGAAGCUCCAAAGGGAAGUGGUGCUCCUUACAGAUGACCGUAACCUGCGCGUCAAAGCUUUGACCCGCAACGUCCCAGUGCGAGACAUCCCUGCUUUCCUCAGCUGGGCCAAAGUGGGCUGAACCAGGCUAAGCUGGAAUCAAAGGAACCCAACUGCGGAAGCCUGCUUGCCAGCCAGCCACGAGAGAAGACACACUUGAGCAGAGAAGGAGGAGGAAAUGAUCAAGAAAGAGUAGAACCACUUCUUAUAAAAAUCAAGCAAAUGUAGUGAGAGCAGGGUGGGUUAAAUGAGCCUUUUCCCUCUUGUGGUGAAGUGUGUGUGUAUGUAUGUGUUAAGAUCAGAGAGCUUCCCCUGGAAAGAGACAGGGAGACUUGAGAAGUCUCAGAAAGGCUGGAGCCUUGAGUCUCUGCGCCUAGUUGGUGAGUGUGUACUCUGCAAGUGGCAUUACAUUUGAGGCUGAUGACAAAAUGAGGCCGUGAGAAAGAGAGUGUUAAUGGUCAUUGAGUUGAUUAAAGACAACUAUAUUGAAGGCCAAAACUGGCGCUUCCACACUUCUCUUAGGGCCCAUAGACUGCUGUGUUCCUACAGCAGAGCUGAGAGGGUGGGCACAGCUGGAGGGUCUUUGUCAGUGCUGUAAAAAGUGGCUGAUUGUAGUGAGGGUAAUUUGGCCCUAAAGCAACCCUCGGCACAUCCAAGGAAUCUCAUGCCGGUUAUGGCAUUUCCUGCUUACCCAGGAACUUUGUGUUGCCUGAUAGGUAACCUUGGUUUUCCCUCCAGCUGCAUACUAAUAUUGAGUUUGGCUGAUGCAAGAAAACUAUUUCAAACAACAAAACACAUUAUUUAUUUAUUUAGCUUUGGAGCUUUUAUUUCCAGCAUAGAUUCAUUUUCUCCACUUUGAGCUUUUGACAAAAAGCCUUGUUUUAUCUUUACAUAUUGGUGAAUUUAUUUUUAAAGAAUUAGUUUCUGUUUUUGAGCAGUACACCAAUUCACAGGUAUUUGAUGUCAAGACUACUCAGUUGUUCUAUCAUCUAUCCCUUCAUUUCGUUUUGUUUAUACCCAGGUCUCCUUUACGUUGACUGUGGAUACUUUAUUAUCGAGUGCCAUUAGUGAAUGUUUCACUUUUUUUUCUAAUUCAUCUUUACCGUCAAUCUUUCUUUUAUCUUUUCAGUUAAUACCACCACAGCAUUUAACCUUUACAAUGUGAUUAAUCACCAAUUGCAGUUUUCCUCUGUCUGGUUUUUCUUUUUGUUUAGGUCCUAUGUAUUUCUCUUUUCUAUACAUGCAGUAUACCGCCACAAAUUACAGCCAGUAAGAGUCACCUCAACUUUAAGCAAUACAUUUCUGAUACACUGUCUAAAACACAUAGGAACUAUUUCUGUUUUUGGGACAGUUUGAGGAGAGACUGAGUUAUGGUGUGUUUCUGUCUGCAUUUGAGACAGUGUCUGGAGGCUCUUAAUAGAGUAGUAAUAGUAUUUUACACCUGUGUUAUCUUGUUAUGUUUCAUCAUAUGCAAUACAUUCACUUGCCACAGUUUCAUAAUAUUAAUUUAAAAAAAUACUGUGUAUAGAAGUGGCUAAUCCACUUUGUUCCUUUUUCUUCAGCUUGGCUCGUACAGUUUCUAUCAGCAGUUGAUGUUUCAGUAUUUGUGAGAACCUGUUGAGAGGUUUAUUGGCUUUUUCAGCCACUUUUUUCUGUUGCUAAUGAAUGUUCAGUCCAAUCUACUGUGUUAAGUGGCUCUGCUGCAGUGUUUUAGUGUAGGAGAAUAAUUUAGUAAAUACAUGGUUAAUUUAACACAUAUUAAUUUUCAUUUAUCAUCAUUAAAUAUCUUUUGAUGGCA